CAUCGGCCAAAAUUUGACCGGUACACUUCACAAAAAGUAUACCGGUCAAACUACGUUAUCAUCCAAUUUAUUCCAGACUUCAAUGAAUUCACCUCCCGGAGAUUACCCGGUGUAGUUUCUGAGGUUGGAAAGUGUCGACAGAGGAGGAUCUGCGAGGGCUUGGCGUGUAGCGACCCGUGUCAGUAGAGGACAACUGGAGAUGCUGGAGAAUCCAUCCAAGGCACUACUUGACAAAGGGAAUGAUCCCCUUCACAAGGCGACAAGGCAGCUUGAGGACAAAACCAGUCACCUCGCACCACAUCAGCAGCAUGCCCCCACUGAUUUGGCCUCAAAAUUCAAGGCCAAGUUCCAGGAGAAUUGUACUAAGAGGAAGAAGUUCACCUAUCUUAGUACAGCCGGGCAGAGGGAGUCUGAGAACCUCACUCAGUUCCUUACCCGGUGGAAGGAAGAGGUAGACAAGGUGGAAGAGAUGGAUGACAAGACCGUCCUCUCCCUCCUCUUGAAUGGCUUGCGUGCUGGGGAACUAUACAAGGAGUUCUGCCGGAAACCCCCAGCCACGUACCAAGAGGCCUACCAUACUGCAUGGGAGUUUGCUGAAGCUGAAACCCAGCUCCGGGCAAAGAGAGAAGCUGAACAUGGUCACAAGCCCAAGCCGGUGCAAGUCAAGAAGGAAGAAGCACCGGGACCUAGCCAGCCAAGGCACCACUAUGACCCGGUCAUCCGAGUGGUCAAUACAGAAGAAUGCCAAGAAGUCCGGAAAGCACUGGUCAUUCCUCUUGAAAACCCUACCGGUCAAGUAGGGCGGCAGUGGUCGGGCACCUAUUGUUCAUACCACAGGUCUGAUUCCCAUAACACCUCCGAAUGCAAGAGUGUUAAAGGGGUCAUCCGGCAGAUGAUCGACAGUGGAGAGCUGGGCAAAGAUUACUUGCAGAAAGCCCAGGAGAAGAGUCAUCAGUGGGUUAGGCCAACUGCCCCAGGGAAUGACCGGGACAAUGACCGGCGGAGGAAUAACCGGCCAAGGGAGCAGCAACCUGCCCCCGAAAAGGAACACAUCGGCAUGAUCUUCGGCGGACCUGAGGGUGGAGAUUCAGCCGCGCAGCGGAAGAACUGGGUCCGGAGCAUUUACGUUGGAGAGGUAAGUGCUGAACCGCCCAGGCGUAAACAUACUAGGAGGGAGCCAAUCGUCUUUACUGAUCGGGAUCUCCCUCCUACCGGUGAAGAUCACAAUGAUCCAUUGGUCAUCACCAUGGACAUUAAUGGGGUAGAUGUCGCCCGGGUACUUGUUGAUACCGGUAGCAGUGUCAACAUCUUAUACCUGGAGACCUUCCAAAAACUCAGGUUGUGUCGAACACAACUUGAACCCCUCAAAACCCCUCUCUCAGGCUUCACGGGGGAUACCGUUGAAGCUGAAGGAUCCAUAGUUCUACCGGUCGAACUAGGAUCAGGUGAAAAGACCGUGUGGAAGAAGAUGCGGUUCAUAGUUGUGGACAUCAAAUGCGUCCACAACGCAAUCCUAGGAAGGCCAGGCAUCAAUAAAGUCGGGGCGGUGAUUUCCAUGCCUCAUCUAUGCAUGAAGUUCCACACUCCAGGUGGUGUGGGUGAGGUGAAGGGCGACCAGAGGAACGCCCGGGAAUGCUAUGCCCGGGCAGUCAAGAAAAUGACCAGGGGGGUCAAUGUCAUCUCCCAAGAGAUCACAAAGGGAGAGACCUGGGAGAAACUGGAACCCGAGGCUGAGACGGUGGAAAUCGAACUUCACCCGGGUGAUUCUUUGAGGAUGGUCAGAAUUGGAGCAAAUCUCCCCGAGGAUCUCAAGGAGCAGAUUACACGGGUCCUCCAAGAAUACGCGGGCAUAUUCUCAUGGAGCGUGGCGGAUAUGCCCGGGAUAGAUCGCUCUGUUAUCUGCCACCGGUUGGCUCUGAGGGAGGGAAGUCGACCGGAAACAAUCCGGGAAUCAAGGAUGCCCAUCGAAGCUGAAUUCCCAACAUUCCGGGUGACACCCAGGAGGGCUCAUGGGGAAACUCCAUUCUCCAUAACCUAUGGAUGUGAAGCAAGGAUGCCCAUCGAAGCUGAAUUCCCAACAUUCCGGGAAUCAAACUAUCAACCCCAGCGGAAUGAGAAAGACCACUUGGCCGAACUCAACUUGGUCGAAGAGCGGAGAAUGGCCGCGGAAGUUAAAAUGAGCACAUACCAACAAGUUGUGAAGAAGUACCUUGACAACAGGGUUGGGCCACGGUACUUCCAAGUUGGGGAUGAUGUCCUGCGAAGAAGAGAAGCAAGUAGACCCGGCGACGGAGGAAAGCUAGCAAAAAACUGGGAAGGCCCAUAUAGGGUUAGAGCCAUCAUUCGCCCGGGGACCUACCGGUUAGAAACUCUUGAAGGGGUACCGGUGGAAAGAACCUGGAAUUCCCAUCAUCUUCGCAAGUUCUACAAAUGAUUGUAAUACUAGGCAAGGCCUACUUUAUUAUCAAUCAAACCGAUGAUGUUCAAUACUCUAUUUGGUAGCGGCAGGAAUGAUAGGUC
Molecule: messenger RNA, 2520 nt
Organism: Cuscuta campestris
Lineage: Eukaryota; Viridiplantae; Streptophyta; Magnoliopsida; Solanales; Convolvulaceae
Source: the annotation of a GenBank genome assembly